ACCGUGUACAUUUACCCUUAAAAAAUUGUGUUCUGCUCAGAUCAGUGGUUCUGCUGCAGUCUUUUCUGCUCUUUUCCUGUUUCUAUUUGAAAACAUUAGCUAUUUAAUAUUGCAAUGGCUUCUUCCCUGAGUACAAAGCUGCCCAAUCUAAUAAAAGGAAUGGUUACUAAUGGUCAGCCUAAACUUGCUGUAUUUAUGAAGUAUGCCAAAGUAGAGUUAGCUCCUCCUAAAAUGUCUGAAAUGCCUGAAGUCAUGGCUGGAUUUGGGAAGCUUAUGAGAUCAGCUAAAAGUGGAGCUUGGAAGCAAGUUCCAGUCAAGGAAGCGUGGUUGAAUUCUUUAAUUGCAGCCGAGAUAUACUUCUGCUUUUGCAUAGGUGAAUGCAUUGGUAAAGGAAGUUUAUUAGGAUAUCAAGUGUGAUCUGCAAUGUGAAUUCUAAUACUAAUGCUGUUUCUAGAGAAUUGUAUCAAUAAAAUAAAUGUGCUUAGUAGUUGUAA
Uloborus diversus is the source of this 494-nucleotide messenger RNA. RefSeq names its product ATP synthase subunit g, mitochondrial-like. Gene Ontology annotation, biological process: proton motive force-driven ATP synthesis. The transcript has 3 exons. Gene Ontology annotation, molecular function: proton transmembrane transporter activity. The record is from RefSeq and is a predicted model, not a curated record. The coding region runs from base 115 to 417 and encodes 100 amino acids. NCBI's taxonomy places the organism in Eukaryota, Metazoa, Arthropoda, Arachnida, Araneae, Uloboridae.